GAAUCGGCGGCCUCGGUGGCGGUCUUGGACACGUCGAGCCGGGCAGAAGUGGAGGGGGCUUCUGAAGAGUCGUGACGGGGUGACGGGUUAAUUUUCUGAAAGGGAGGCGCCGGUUGCGGCACUCGAUCUGGGAAGCCAGGAAAGACUGUAGGCAGUCUCCAAAAGAAUUGUCUGAGGCUCCAGAUUACAUCUGUCUGAGCUGGAGAAGAGGGACCAUGUAGCAGAGAAUCUUCUGCUAACUCUCCACUUUUCUUGGAAAAAUGAGCCAUUCCCACCACGUGGGGCCGAGCUAUGUGGACCACAACAAUACCAUGCCACCUUCUCACCAUCACCCGACGACCUCAGCCUCCCACGCCCAUGGCGGGCCGGGAGCUGGUGACAUGAUGAUGAUGCACAUGACCUUCUACUUCGGCAUUAAGAAUGUGGAGCUAUUGUUUUCUGGCUUGGUGAUCAAUACAGCUGGAGAAAUGGCUGGAGCUUUUGUGGGAGUGUUUUUACUAGCAAUGUUCUAUGAAGGACUCAAGAUAGCCCGAGAGAGCCUGCUGCGCAAGUCACAAGUCAGCAUUCGCUACAAUUCUAUGCCUGUCCCAGGACCAAACGGAACCAUUCUUAUGGAGACACACAAAACUGUUGGGCAGCAAAUGCUGAGCUUUCCUCACCUUCUGCAAACAGUGCUGCAUAUCAUCCAGGUGGUCAUCAGCUACUUCCUCAUGCUCAUCUUCAUGACCUACAAUGGGUACCUCUGCAUUGCUGUAGCAGCAGGGGCCGGCACAGGAUACUUUCUCUUCAGCUGGAAAAAGGCAGUGGUCGUGGACAUCACAGAGCAUUGCCAUUAACGUCAGGCUCCAUAGUGUGGCCUUAUCGAGUGCAGUGGGAAGCAGUUCAAGACUGGAAGACAUGAUUCCUACUCAUAUCUUCCCUUUUCUCCUUAUCUCCUUACACGUGUGCGUGUGCGCACGCACACACACACCUGCUCAUAUCUUCCCUUCUUGCUCCUUAUACACACACACACACACACACACACACACACACACACACACACACCCCACCCCACCCCCACCCCCUGCUCAGUAGAGAUUUAGCUUAGUCUCUGAGCUAACGUGGUAACCUCCCUGACAGUUUUUUCCUGAGCUGAGAUUCCUCUUUCUCUUGAGGUAAAGCCACCCAUGAGAUGUCCCUUCCUCCACCAUCAUCUUAGAUCCAAGUUGUAUGUUCUGGUCUAAUCCAGGUAGCUUUCUAUUCAAUGAUGAUCACCUGCUUCCAUUUUUAGUCUUCUGUUUUUAUUUUUUUAACAGACAGUCUGUGAAUUUGGUGGGUUUUUCCUGGGUCAGGGAUGGAAAGGGAUUAACUUCAGCCAGGAUAUAUGGCAGCUGAGGGAAAUUCUUGCCCAACUAAACCCAGAACCCAAACUUAACAUUAAAAAAUAAGUUUCAGUCUUGGACUCAGUGAGUGGGAAAUACGUUGUGCCUUUCCCUAGGUGUGAUGUGUUGCACCGAAAUCUUUGUAGUGGGCAGAGGGGGUGUUUUGAGACAAAACCCAGGCCUAGAGCUUCCAGAAGUGUGCAUUCUUGGGUGGCUGACUCAUCAAUUGUGUUCCCACUUAACAUUUUGAUUAGAAUGAACUUGUUAAGCAAAAAAAAAGAUGACAAUCAAUUUGAGAAAAUAGAAAUAGGUAUUUUAAAAUAAAACCAUUGACAUUUUACUUUGACUUGAUACCUUGGUUUGUCACAGCUGAGUGAAGGAGAAAAGUUUGAAUCAUUAUCUCCCAUUAUUGUUUCCAUGUGUCUGGUUUUCAAACUUUAGCGUGCGUAAGAAUUAUCUCGAGGGCUUGGUAAAAACACUAGUUGCUGGGCCUCAACCCAGAGCCAAAAAUUGGCAUUUCUAACAAGCUCCCAGGUGAAACUCCUGCUGAUGAUCAGGGUACCACACUUUGAGAAUCUCUGCUUUAAAACUAAGGGAGUAUCACCUGGUGGGGUGAGCCUGGGAAUUUGAAUUGCUGAUUGGUAGGUGGUAUGUCUGGGCUUAACUCAUGUACCAAAUGCUGCUGGUCAACACUUAAUCAUUCCACAAACAUUUAUUCAGCUCCAACUGUGUGUGUGCCCCAGCACACAUACACCAAGGACUGUAGCCAAAGUAACUUUUAUCAGCAUGUGCGAAAUCACCAGUCCUUAUUUUUAAAGAUCUGUAGUUUCUUGGAAGUAGCUUGAAAGUUGAGAGAGACCUUUGAUCUGCAGUGUAAAUCACCCAGCCUUAUAGGCCAAAGGGCAAAAGUCGAGCCCUGUCUUUGGAGAGGCUUAGGGUAUGUCUGCCGCUGGCCAGAUUUUCCCACUCCCAGCAUCCAUGCCCUCACCAGACAUUCUCAUCCUCUAUGUGACCAUCUUUGUUACUCUUGGUGACUUAAUUUGAAUGUGGCCCAAACCUUUUCUCAAUGAAGAAUCACAUUGGAUUUUUAUCUGUUCAGUUGUUAGUCUGCACUGCAGUUUUGUUCCCAGUCCAAACUACCUCUGUGAAGUGACUCUGUUAAAUCCUGUCCUCGGUGCUGGACUCCAAUUGUGCCUCAGGGCUGAAGAGACAAAGCACAGCUAUCCUGUUGGCCUCUGUUGUGGUUUUGAAGUUUGUACUUUUCUCUGUGGGCACAGUUAAAUAUUGGAGAGUGAGGAAUGUGUACUUCCAUGGCUUUCAACCAAGAGAGGGCUAUAUGAGUCUACUGGACUAGCUUAAAAUAUAAGAACCAACAUUUAGAGUUUUGUGCUUUGCUUCUCAUUUUAACCCCUUGUAGUGCUGAUGCUUAGCAUGAGCAGAGUGAAUGACAGGUACUGACAGAGUCCAACAUUAAGGUGAAAAUAGCCUGUUGUUGUCUCAGCAGCCAAGAAAUAAUAAAACCAUGAGAAAUAAAAUAAUGUUUAGUAGUGACCCUGGUGCUGUUUAGAAAUCUUGGCAUGAGCUGCUAUAAAAUAGCCCUUUCAGGAACAGGACCUUAUCAUUAAGAUAAGAAAAAUCAAGGCCAGUUAAGAAAAGGGCUAUGAAUUUCAAACUCCCAGAGAGAAACAUCAGUUUGGGAUAGGUCUUCAGGUAUUCAAGAUAGAGCCUCCUGAAAAACCUGAAUUCCAGCAAUUCUUAGACUAAGUUGCCAAAGGAAGAAGCAAGUGAAGGAGGAAAAAAAUAAAAGCUUCUAUUCCUUCUUUCUUGCACUUUUGGGUUGUGAGAAUAUAAUGAUCUCUUUGACUUUCAUUUCUGCCUCCCUGUUCGUUUGGAAUUUCGUGCCUGACUUCUUUGUUCCUUUUGGAUCCAAAUUUCUCUUUUUCUCCUCCCCUGUUCAAAUCGAUUAGAAGCCCGUAUCCCCAUUUCUUUGGCCCCUUAUUCUGGUCUUUUUCCUUUUCUCUGUCUUUCAUAUCUAAAAGAUAGUAUCUUUUAUCCCAUAGAUCUAGCUUAUUAAGUCUCCCUAGGCCCCCUGAUGCAGUGGACAUUACUGUGCAGUGGAUAUAGACACCAACCAGAGUUGUCAAACUUGGUAGAGACCUUACACACAUUUCGAGGUGCCGUUGUCCCACUAGAAUUUCUAUAAGGCUGGGUAGAGGGCUACCAAGUACCAUCUGCAGCUACAGAAUCUUAGGUGCACUCUACAGUGUAUGCUGGAGGAACAGUCAGCCCCCAUUGCCCACACAUGGGAUCCUGUGUGUCCACCAGGAAAUUCGAGAUGAAGGUUCUCUCACUACUUCUACAGUUGAGUUGUCUGGAAUUCCUUUUCAGGCUGUGAGGCACUGGUCUUGAGUUAUAGCCACCAAGGGUUCUCUAGGAGGAGCUGAAAGGGGAGGGGGCAGGGGGUACACUUUCAUGUCAUUUAAUUUUGAUCCUGCCCUCUCCAGCUGCUGCUUUCAGAAAAUACAUCUAAAGAUACAAAGUCUACAUUUGCUAUAAUGCCUUAAUCACUGGGUCUACAAUUAAUGUUGACUUUUAGAUUGUAAGCUCCCAGAGAGCAGUAUUGCUGUAGUAGGAAUGUUCUAACAGUAUCAUGUACAAAAGAACAAAAUAAAUAUUUUGAUUUUGUGA
Hipposideros armiger (great roundleaf bat) is the source of this 4049-nucleotide messenger RNA. It is a transcript of the gene SLC31A1, whose product is annotated as solute carrier family 31 member 1. Bases 261 to 836 code for a protein of 191 amino acids. NCBI's taxonomy places the organism in Eukaryota, Metazoa, Chordata, Mammalia, Chiroptera, Hipposideridae. The transcript is spliced from 6 exons. Gene Ontology annotation, molecular function: copper ion transmembrane transporter activity. Gene Ontology annotation, cellular component: membrane. Gene Ontology annotation, biological process: copper ion transmembrane transport. The record is from RefSeq and is a predicted model, not a curated record.